AAAAAGAAAAGAGGAGGAAAAAGUGGAAAAGACCCAAUUCUCCACAGGCCACAGCCAGAGGGAGUCCAACUCCGCGACCAGCUCUCCACGCUGCGUCUGCUGACCCUACCCAUCGCGGCCGCCGCCGGCCCGCCGCUUCCGCCGCUUCCGCCGCCAGGCGCUAUGCGGCCUUGUUCCCGCAUACUCGCGGCGGGCCACCUUCUCCGCGGCUCCCGGUUCGAUCCCUCCCAGACUACCUCCGCCGCUGCCGGAUUUCGGCGGCUGAACGGAGCCAACAGGCCGUGCGUGCCGAAACCUCUCUUUAGCACUCUCCUCGGAGGCUUCGGAUCGAACUGUGGCGUACAGCGCGGGAAAGGGGUCCCCUUCGGCAGCCUCGGCAGCUUCCUGCCGGACUCUGCCUACCCGCUGCACGGCGCGCGGCUUCAACGAGAUACGAGAGGUAAUGCAUUCUCCACAUCCGCCAAUGCCGUGACAGUUAAGAAGCCGGUUGAUGACAAGGUCCAGAAAGAUGCAUCAAAAAAGGAUGUUGAUGAGGAGAUUGCUGAUUCUCAGAUAUUGAAAAACCUUGGGAAGUACUUAUUGUUGAACGACAGCCCUGACUUCCGCUUUAGGGUUGCCUUGUCAUUGGGCCUAUUAGUUGGUGCAAAGGUUAUAAAUGUUCAAGUGCCUUUCUUGUUUAAGCUAGCUAUCGACUGGCUUGCAGCCCUUGGUGGUGCUGAAGCUUCACUGGCAUCAUUCACUGAAACUAAUGCCACCCUAUUGGCUCUCUUUGCAAGCCCAGCAGCUGUUCUGAUAGGAUAUGGAAUCGCACGAUCAGGAGUAUCAGCCUGUACAGAACUACGAAACGCUGUAUUUUCUAAAGUGACUUUGAGAGCCAUCCGUUCAGUAUCCAGAAAGGUAUUUUCUCACUUGCAUGAGCUUGAUCUUCGUUAUCAUCUAAGCCGGCAAACCGGUGCUAUAAAUCGCGUAAUUGAUCGAGGAAGCCGUGCAAUAAAUUACAUUCUCACAGUCAUGGUGUUUAAUGUUGUGCCCACAAUACUAGAGAUUGGUAUGGUGUCAAGCAUACUUGCCUACAAGUUUGGUUCAACUUUUGCUUGGAUUACUUCAGCUUCAGUUGCUACUUAUAUUGCUUUCACUUUGGCUGUCACACAGUGGCGGACUAAGUUCAGGAUGGCCAUGAAUAAAGCUGAUAAUGCUUCUAGUACGGUGGCAGUUGACUCUCUUCUGAAUUAUGAGACUGUGAAAUACUUCAACAACGAACAAUUUGAAGUUGAGAAGUAUGACAAAUAUUUAAGGAAAUAUGAGGAUGCUGCAUUGAAGACCCAAAGUAGUCUUGCCUACCUGAACUUUGGCCAAAACGUUAUCUUUAGCUCGGCUUUAUCUGCAGCAAUGGUUUUGAGCUCAUAUGGAAUCAUGAGUGGUGCUCUGAGUGUGGGUGAUUUGGUCAUGGUUAAUGGACUUCUAUUCCAGCUUUCAUUGCCUCUGAACUUCCUUGGGAGUGUGUAUCGAGAAUCUAGACAAAGCCUCAUUGACAUGAAGUCGCUGUUUCAGUUGCUUGAGGAAAAACCUGGAAUAAAGGAUGAGCCUCAUGCACAACCUUUGCAGUUCAAGGGAGGGUGCAUUGAAUUCGAGAAUGUUCAUUUUGGGUAUGUACCAGAAAGGAAGAUUCUUGAUGGUGCCACUUUCACUGUACCUUCAGGAAAGAGUGUGGCAAUUGUUGGAUCUAGUGGAAGCGGGAAAUCAACUAUUCUUAGACUUCUGUUCAGAUUCUUUGAUUCGACUUCAGGAUCUAUACGAAUUGAUGGGCAAGAUAUCCGAGGAGUGACACUGGAAAGCCUUCGAAAAUGUCUAGGUGUUGUACCUCAGGACACAGUACUUUUUAAUGACACAAUUAAGCAUAAUAUACAGUAUGGGCGGUUAUCAGCCAAAGAUGAGGAGGUCUAUGAUGCUGCCCGACGUGCUGCUAUUCACGAUACAAUUAUGAACUUCCCAGACAAGUACGACACAGUAGUAGGAGAACGAGGCUUGAAGCUAAGUGGCGGGGAGAAACAACGUGUGUCAAUAGCCCGUGUAUUCUUGAAGGAGCCCUCCAUUCUAUUAUGUGAUGAAGCAACUAGUGCUCUUGACAGCACUACUGAAGCAUCAAUUUUGAAUUCUCUGAAAUCCUUAUCUGUUGAUCGAACAUCAAUCUUUAUUGCUCAUCGACUCACAACUGCAAUGCAGUGUGAUCAGAUAAUUGUUUUGGAGAAUGGGAAGGUAGUAGAAGAAGGACCACAUGAUUUUCUUCUGUCAAAGGGGGGCCGAUACGCAGAAUUGUGGUAUCAGCAGAACAGCAGUGACGCCAGUGAUUCUGCUGCAGUUAGCCUAGAGGUUUGAUUGACGCAACGUAAAAAGAAGGGAAACCACAAUCAUAACUGAGAGACAGAGAGGGAUGGAGCCAUCUUGUCUGCCUUGUAAAUGGAGGAAACGGUUCUCAUGGACUGACACGGAUCAAAUUGCGGGAGGGAAAUACCAGGUAGCUGAACUAACUGAACUUCUAAACUUGGAGAGGGCUCGGUAUUCUCAACCUAGAAAGGUUUGCAUUGGCGGUUCUAGCAAUCGGCUUGGCUUGAGGGCAUUGCACAAAAAGACUGGGCACCGAGCAUUACAAGAUCCGUAAAAAAACAAUGGAGGAUUUGACAAAUAUUGCUUGGUUAGUGGUUCUAUGUGAGAACUAGGUGAAGUUCCCCUUGCCGUGGGAAUUAUAUGAUGAAGCUGAUAGUAACACAGAAAAAAGUUCAAAUAAUGUUUAUGAUUCAUCCUUGAAUGAUUGCUAAAGCCAUGUUAGAAUACCGUAAACUAAUAGGAAUAGGAUUACAUCUUUAUUGACGGUAAUGCCUAUGAAGAUGAUUAUGUUUGUAAAAUUUGAUUGUACAUGGCAGGAAUGAGCUGUAUACGAACAA
This is a messenger RNA of Sorghum bicolor (sorghum), 2942 nucleotides long. RefSeq names its product ABC transporter B family member 25, mitochondrial. The transcript is spliced from 21 exons. The record is from RefSeq and is a predicted model, not a curated record. Gene Ontology annotation, cellular component: mitochondrial inner membrane. The coding region runs from base 163 to 2376 and encodes 737 amino acids. Gene Ontology annotation, molecular function: ABC-type transporter activity; ATP binding; ATP hydrolysis activity. Gene Ontology annotation, biological process: intracellular iron ion homeostasis; transmembrane transport. Lineage: Eukaryota; Viridiplantae; Streptophyta; Magnoliopsida; Poales; Poaceae.